This is a messenger RNA of Centruroides sculpturatus (bark scorpion), 5329 nucleotides long. RefSeq names its product non-canonical poly(A) RNA polymerase PAPD5-like. Gene Ontology annotation, cellular component: nucleolus; TRAMP complex. The transcript has 13 exons. The record is from RefSeq and is a predicted model, not a curated record. Gene Ontology annotation, biological process: RNA 3'-end processing. Lineage: Eukaryota; Metazoa; Arthropoda; Arachnida; Scorpiones; Buthidae. Bases 238 to 2106 code for a protein of 622 amino acids. Gene Ontology annotation, molecular function: mRNA binding; poly(A) RNA polymerase activity.
CGUAGGAGUGUCGGGCGCGCAUGCGCGCCGGGUGUUCGGCGAGGCAUGUUGGGUGCGAGAGACCGGUCGUCCCGGAGCGACGAGUUUGGUUUGGAUUGAAAACGAUCGCCUGUACCGACCGCCGGAUUUUUUAAAUCGCACCGAUCGUUUCCUUUUCUUUUGUUUUUUCUACGUUAUCGAGCGCGUUCGACGACGUUACCCGACGAGACGACGUUCGAAAAGUAUCGGCACGUGUGAAUGGAUCCCACCAUCGGUUGGUACCAACCCGAACAGUACGGACCGGCCUUGGAACUGUGGACGAGAAUUUGGGAAACACAACGGGGCCUGGAAAACGUCGAUCUGAACGAAUUGCUGGACGGCAACGGGGCGAUGGAGGUGGACAACGGCAAGAACUCGGCCAAUAAGUCGGAGGCCAACGCGUCGGACAAUUCCUACUUCAACCGGGCCAAGAGAAAAAGAGACAAUCGCGCCAGCACCUACGACUUGAAUCGGAAUGUCCAUCUGAUCGAGAAAUAUGGCGGAACCCCUUGGAGGGUGGAAGGAAAGAAGUACGUCGGAGGAAUCCUCGGUUUGCAUGAAGAAAUAGAAGAUUUCUAUAAAUACAUGACUCCGACUCCAGAGGAACAUCAAAUGAGGCUAGCUGUUGUCGAACGAAUUAAGAAAGUGGUGAAUUCACUUUGGCCAGAGGCAACAGUGGAAAUUUUUGGCAGCUUUUGUACUGGCUUGUACUUACCUACAAGUGAUAUCGAUUUGGUUGUCUUUGGAAAAUGGAAUAAAACUCCAUUGUGGGACUUAGAAAAAGCUUUACUUGAUCAUAAUAUUGCUGAUUCUGAUAGUGUGAAAGUGUUGGAAAAGGCAUCUGUGCCAAUUGUAAAACUGACAGAUGCAAAGACCGAUGUUAAAAUUGACAUUAGUUUUAACAUGACUAAUGGAGUCAGAAGUGCUAAAUUAAUAAAAGAAUUUAUUAAAAAUUAUCCUACAUUACCAAAAUUAGUGUUAGUUUUGAAACAAUUUCUCUUGGAGAGAGAUUUAAAUGAAGUGUUCACUGGUGGAAUAAGUUCCUAUAGCCUUAUUUUAUUGACUAUCAGCUUUCUUCAGCUUCAUCCACAAAAUUAUGAUGUGUCUGCCUCAAAUGCCAAUCUGGGUAAAUUGUUGAUAGAAUUCUUUGAAUUAUACGGAAGAUUAUUUAACUAUUUUAAGACCGGGAUACGAAUAAAGGAUGGCGGGGCAUACAUUACCAAAGAAGAACUCCAGAGAGAUAUGAUUGAUGGUUACCAACCUUCAUUUUUAUGUAUUGAAGAUCCUUUGUUGCCAGGCAAUGAUAUCGGAAGGAGUUCAUUUGGAGCCCUUAAUGUAAAAAAAGCUUUUGAGUAUGCAUAUCUUGUACUCAGUCGAGCGGUUCAACCACACAACAGUUUAAUAGUAGACAGUAAUGAGAGCAUUUUGGGACGCAUUGUUCGUGUGACAGAUGAAGUUGUUGACUAUCGUCAGAUGUGCAUAUUGGAAUCCCAAGACAUAAUAUCUAUAUCAAAUGAUAGAGCUACAACUAAAGAUAAUGAUUCGCUCAGUUCCACUUCUUCUCUAGAUAGUCAGUCAACAUGUGUGAGCAGCACGGCAUCUAGUUCAAAUUCGAGUGUGACGAGCGAUACGGAUUCUGAUGCAGUUUCAGAAAUGGCACAGAGAAAUAGCACAAAUACAAAAUAUCAGAAACAGCAACCGGAUGUCAGACAGUGUAAUUACAAGAAUGAAAAAGACAACAGUGACAAUAGAUCAAGGGAACAAAAACAUUAUCCUACAAUAAAUAAUUUCCAUGCCGAGAGGACAAUGCACAGAAACAACGUGGAUGUUAAUCACAUGGCGGGAGUUCCUCCACCCACCAUAGCCCUUGCAAAUUUAGGUCAGGAGAUUAAUAUCAACAAUAACAAUUGGACCAAACAACGGAAAUAUUCGAUACCCAAUUUUCCUAGUGUUCCACAUCAUUAUCAGUAUGCAACACCUCUGAACGGAGACAAUAAUUCAUCACACUAUCGUAACUUUGGCAAGAAAAAGAAAUUACACGGUAGAAGAGAUAUUUCGCAGACAUCCGGAGUGCAGACUCGACGGUAGUAGGAAUUUCAUUAUCCGAAGUCUUCCAGUUGCCUUUUUUUGUCUGAUAAAUAGAUCAUCUCGUACGUGUAGUUUGUUCUUUGUCAUUUCAGCCAAACAUCUCAUUCCAAUAUUUUUCAAGAUGUGCUAACUCAUCACGUAAAGUUAGGAAUAACAAAAAUUGGAAAUAGAGAAGUAAAGUCACUGGCAAAGAACAGACGAGGUUCUAUUUAGUGCCAACAUUUCGUUUGUCAGGUAUUCGAGGAAAUGUAUCCAUUUAGUUAACUAGAUUUCCACGGCAAGACGUGGAUUAUCGAAAACGGUGAUAUAGAAUCGACACGGCUGUGAUCAUAUCUAUUGGAGGAUAUCGAAGCGGGGAGAUUGCAUUUUUACCUGUUAAGCUUGUUUAAUAUGUUUUUUUGUACAUAUUUCGAGAAUGUGUACAUUUGUAAAUAUAUGUAUAUUGCAUAAUCAUAGCAAAUCACACCAUAGUCUAGCUGCAAGAAUGCACAAGAGUACAAAUGAAAACUGUGUCGUCCCACGCACCUGUAAAUGUUUGAAAGUGUACUUGUUUAACGAGAAGAAAUUUUGAAUGUACGAGUGAAUGUAAAUUUAAAAUCGCAUGUCUGAUUUCAGACUUAAUUUUAGUGCAAAAUAUUAUAUUAGGUUAAAAGUUCUGAAUCCAAACUGUUGACAACUAUACAUUGCAAAACGAAAGGGCAGACAACCCGUUACCAUUAUUCGAUCAGAGAAUCGGAUCUCCCGUUCGAAAUACCUGUUUUAUCUGUAAGAUAAAAAGAGAAGUUAAUUCUUUAAACCGUAAUUUAACGACACGGGAAGAGGAGGCAUCGCUCGAAGAAAACACUCACGUCUGCGUACGAGCACAUUUCAUUAGAAGACUCAUUUUGAUACGUAGAUAGAUAGCAGUGUACGUUGUCAAACCGACGGUGCUAAGAGAAUACUAGUCAUUUACGGAGUAUCGGAGUUCGGGAACUCGCGCACCACCCGGAACCGAACCGUCGAAGAGAGGAUCCAACAGUGUAAUAAUAAUCAGCACUGCCAGAGUAGCCCAACGAUCAAGCGUGAUUGGAACUUGGGCCCAAAUAAGACGUCUGCUGUUACUUGCAUCAAAAUACUUAAUACAUAAUCAUGAUCAUUGAAAAAAGAAGGAAAAAAAGCAAAAAAAAAGAAUCAUUUCAUUCAACAUUUCACCGUGAGAAGAAUCAUCUUGCUGCAUUGUUUUCAGUAUGAAGAAAAUGUGCCUUGUGUUGUUGACAUGAAUUUGUCCGUAUGAAAAUUAACAUUAUAAUGCUACUAUAUAUAUAAAUAUAUAUAUAUUUCAGUGCAAGUUUGUUCAUAUAACAAUAAAUCAGAUUGCUCUUAAGGCAUGACGAAAAAUCUCAUUAUUACAUCAUGCGGUCUCAACAAAAUUACUGUUAAAGAAUACAUCGUGCAGUCUCAAACGGAUUACAACAAAACAACUAAAAAAAAAAAACAAAAAAAAAGGUGACAUACACCAAAGCCUGCCAUUUCUAAAUCAGUUCUGUGUACCAUGGUUAUGAAUACAGUCAAUAAAGGUGUGCAGAACUGUCAUUUGUCCUGUAUUUUUUAAUAACAAAAAAAAAGUUUAAAGAUCUUUAAUUAUUCUGUAUAUUUAAGAAUGGAACGACGACGUUGGUCGUGCCCAGCAGUAUUCGAUAACAGAGUUAAAAAAAUAAAGAAUAUCUUUUAGAAAUAUCUUUUGUAAACAAAUUAAAUAAAAGUGUAUCGAAAAGUCUGAUUGUAUAUUUAAAUGGAAUGAUUUUUAAUUGAAAUUUGGUUAUUGAAUGUCAAAAUUUCUUUUAAUCGGAUCUCAUAUUGUUGAGUCAAAAUUCUCUCUAUUGUGCCAUCUCGAAUUUAAGUUAAUAAAAUGUCACUUGUAAAUAAAAAAAAUGCUUGGUUUUUCUUAGUUUUUAACAUUUAAUUCUUACCGAAAUAUCGAGAAAUUUUGUAAUUUUGUUUCCAUCGUUCCACAUAAAAUACAAUUUUGCUAAUUGAUAUCGACAUUUUUGAGUCGAAGUAUCGAUCUCGAUUUAUAAGUCGAUAUUUUUACAUACGAGUUACAUCUGCUGCGUAUGCGAGUUUAUAUAAACGGCAUCAGCCUUCCUUCUAAUAUAUUAACUAAGUGGAACGUAUUGUAGUAGGAAGAUGAUAUGGAGGAAUAUUUGAUUUUAUUCUAGCGAUGGUCUAAGAACUCUGAGAGGGAUUCGAAUAAUCGAGUCAUUGAUUAGAAAAUGGCGAUGCUUUAGAAUUUUUAAUGUGAUAUACGCCUGUAAUAGCGCUGCUGCAACUUCUACUCGAUGCACGCCGAUCUUAAGACGAUUCACUUUCUUCCGUUUGUAACCAUCGUAAGAAGUUUUCUGGAGACGUAAUCAAGAAGAUAAACUUUAAUUGAAUGUAAAUUUGUUAGAAUAUAAUUGUGUCGAGUGAAUCGUAUUCUUUCUACGCGCUUCCGAGCGUUAAACGAAGCACGAAGGAAAGAUUGGUUAUUGGAAAUCGUCUUAAAGCGUGACGCCUCUCCCACAAAUAUAGCGUGGAAAAAUAAAGAUUCCGUUCCCCAAACGAAUGCCCGGAAGGAGAAAAGGACGGCAGUAGUAAAAAGUCUAUGAUUGUGGAAGCGGGAUCAGAAAAUCGAUAGCGAGUCUCGGCGACCGCGGUGGGAACGAAGGCUCGAGGGUAUUUCGAGUAAGAAGUAACCAAAUCUGCCAUCUUUGUUCACGUAGCGGUUUGAAUUUUCUACGAAAUCGUACAAAAACAAUUUGUGUAAUUUUUAAUUUGACAUAAUAUAUUAUAUUUUUCUGCUUGUAGAGAUUCGUCCACACGAGUUUCCGAAUUUGUCCGAUAGGUGGUGCCGCAUCGAUGUUGUAGGACGAAGUUUUUGUUAUGGUCACGGGGUGGGUGUUUACGAUGACGUUCCCAUCUUAAGAUCUAGUGUUGCGUUGGACGUUGGACCGCGAUAAAUCGGAUGUGUAUAUUGCACCCGAUGUUUUCUGCGGUAGAAUCGACCGGGACGAGGUAAGUCGAGACGAUAAUUCGUCGGUGUAGUCGAACAACUAACCACGUUGGAAUCGAAGUGGUGCAGGUUAAUCAUUAAUUAUUGAGUUCGUUACAUUUUGGUAAAGCCAGAAAUGGGUAGAAGUAGGAAAGACUCUUUUAAUCAGUUGCCCGUAGACCAAUAUAGAAAACAAAUUGGAAAACAAGACAG